Austrofundulus limnaeus is the source of this 3342-nucleotide messenger RNA. It is a transcript of the gene tab2, whose product is annotated as TGF-beta activated kinase 1 (MAP3K7) binding protein 2. The record is from RefSeq and is a predicted model, not a curated record. NCBI's taxonomy places the organism in Eukaryota, Metazoa, Chordata, Actinopteri, Cyprinodontiformes, Rivulidae. Gene Ontology annotation, molecular function: ubiquitin binding; K63-linked polyubiquitin modification-dependent protein binding. Bases 433 to 2580 code for a protein of 715 amino acids. Gene Ontology annotation, biological process: positive regulation of canonical NF-kappaB signal transduction; positive regulation of protein kinase activity. The transcript is spliced from 7 exons.
GCGAUAGUACGUGCUGCAGCGGCCGCCAUAUUCUGUCAGUAUUUUGAUUCGUAUCUGCUGAAGUGAGGAAAAAGAGAAAAGUGACGGGCUGCUGCGGGGAGGGGGGCAGAGGACGAGGAGCUGUCAGAAACUUCUCCCUGAGUCUCUGUCAGACCAGGAGGGCCGAGGCUGGCCCUUUUUCCUGCCUCUGACGCUGUUCCGGGGACACGAAGGCCCGGGGCCUCGGUGUGGUGGCUCCUCUUCUCCCCGCUCGGCUGCUGCUCUCAGCUCCGCGGCCCUUCGGAGCUCCGGCGGCGGUGUCAGGUGUUGAAGGCGCCCCGGGGAGCGGCGGCGGCUGAAAGUCUAGACGUUCAAAAUGAGAGCCGUUUGCUGCCACAACUGACGUCCAAGUGCACUGAACACAACCAUCAGUCCUGACCUGGCAACAUACGAAUGGCCCAGGGAAGCCAUCGGAUUGACACUCAGGUUUUACACGAACUGCGUCAAAAGUUCCCUGAAGUCCCAGAAGGUGUUGUUUCCCGCUGUGUUCUGCAGAAUAACAACAACUUGGACGCCUGCUGUGAGUACCUGUCCCAGGUGAGUCCAGGCUACCUGUGCAGCGAAGAAGGAACAGUGAGUCUUCCUGAAGAGCCCGGCUUCCCUAGGCUUUGUAAUCACAUGACCCAGCUGAACCUGGGCUUGCAGUGUCAGAAUGUGCAUGUGGCCCCAGCUCGGGACAGCUCGAGAAUGAAUGGCAGCCGGACUUUGGCCCACAGCCUGAGUGACGGGCCCCUCCUGACAGGCCAGGCCUCCUUCCAGCAGGAGCCCGAGUCGGCCACGGUGCAGGUUCCCUCCUCUCUUAAUGUUUAUGGUGUGAUGGAGCGUCAGCAGCCACCUCCUCAGCACCACGUCCUCUGCCCUCUGGGUGCAAAAGGAGCAGCGAUGAGUCCUCAGCACACGCCUCGCUUCAAGCCCAUCACCGUGACCCUGGCACCCAACCUUCAGACGGGCCGCAACACGCCCACCUCUUUGCUCAUACGCGGGGGGCCGCAGUCAGGCCUCAGCAGUCCACAGGGUAACUCCAUCUACAUUCGUCAGUCCAGUACGGCCCGGCAGGGCCAGCAGCAGGGGGGCAGGGCUCAGUUCAGCCCCAUCUCUCAGCCCCAGCAGCAGACCUCUCAUGUCUACAUGCCCAUCUGUUCCCCCACUAACCCCCAGGCUCCCUCCGUCUUCCCCGUUGGAAGCCAGGCGUCCUCCAGCGGCGUCUCCUCGUGCUCCUCUUCCUCCUCUCUCAUGCCCACCUCCCUGUCCAGCAUCAGCCAGUACAACAUCCAGAACAUCUCCACCGGGCCUCGCAAGAAUCAGAUCGAGAUCAAACUUGAAUCUCCUCAGAGGAGCGGUUCUGCCACAGCUGUGCUGCGGACCAGCAGUGGUCCCCGUUCCUCCUGCUCCUCCUCUGCCUGCCCCUCCUCCUCCUCCUCCUCUUCAACAGGGAUGGCUUCUGUCCCCAUCACUCCACAAUCCAUGGGAGGUCCGGGCUCGAGGUGCAGCCAGCCCACCGUUUUCAUCUCUGCCAAUUCUCCUACAGCUGCUACCGCUCCCGGUGAGGAGGCCAUGAUGGCGCCCGCCGGCUCCCGCUCCCAACCCAAGUUCUACAUUUCUGCUAACGCCUCCAGUGACGACAGCGGAGCCAGGAAUCCUCCUACAGUCUACAUCUCAGCUAACGCUCCCCUGCAGGGACCCUCAGGAGCAAGAAACAUGGGGGGCCAAGUGAGCAUGGGCCCUGCCUACAUUCACCACCACCCCCCCAAGUCCCGAUCCUCUGUGGGAGGUGGAGGCACAGCUUCGUCCCCCCGUGUGGUGGUGACUCAGCCCAACACCAAAUACACAUUUAAAAUCACAGUGUCUCCUAACAAACCCCCCGCCGUGUCUCCCGGAGUCGUGUCCCCCACCUUUGAGCCCAACAACCUCCUCAGCCUACCUUCAGACCACCACUUCGUGGAGCCGGAGCCCCUGCAUCUUUCAGACCCACUGUCGCCACACAGCGAGGGUCCGAGUGAGCCUCGCAGGCUCAGCGUGGGUUCUGAUGAUGCAGCCUACACACAAGCUUUGUUGGUCCAUCAGAAAGCUCGAAUGGACAGACUCUGGCAUGAGCUGGAAAUGAAGAAGAAGAAGCUGGAGAAACUAAAAGAGGAGGUGAACGAAAUGGAAAAUGACCUGACCAGGAGACGCUUGGAGAGAUCCAACUCAGCCUCCCAAAUUCCUUCUAUUGAUGAAAUGAAGAAUUUGCGAUGCAAAAACAGGACGCUGCAGAUCGACAUCGAUUGCCUUAGCAAAGAAAUAGAUCUUCUUCAAACAAACGGACCACACUUAAAUCCCAGUGUAAUCCAUAACUUCUAUGACAACCUUGGAUUCCUUGGUCCUGUCCCACCAAAACCCAAAGGUACUUCAUGUGUUGACCCGGGCAGUAAGGCUGUGAAGCCCCCCAGCGCAGACCAGGAGGAGGACGAGGGAAUGCAGUGGAGCUGCACCGCCUGCACUUUCCUCAACCACCCUGCCCUGGACCGCUGUGAACAGUGUGAAUUCCCGCGGCGUUUCUGAGCCACCGAGGCACGCGGCCCCCCUCCUCUGCACAUUAGAAUAGACCCCGCCCCCCGGUCCUUUGAGUUUUUUCUUGGUCUUGAGGUGUACGAGGAUUGAGGGGGUACAUCGUGGCCUGUUUUCCUCCAGUUUCUUGGUGUUUCUCCUGUCUGAGGUGUGCAGAAUGCUGUCCACUGAAGGCUCACCUGGAUGGUCGGAUCACACCUCACCUCAGAGACCCGGAUCAGGUUCCCCCUCUUCUGCUCGCUGGGUGACACUGAAGGCCCCAGGGAGCCCUCGCUGCUUCCACUCCCAGUAUUACCAGUGUGGCCCUACACAGGUGUGCUUUUAGCUGAUCCAGGUGAGAAGUGUUCAGCCCUGAGGGGAAACUAAGACCACUGCUGGACCUGUUAUGGAACAGCUGCCUUUAGCUGACCCUUCAGCACCUCCUGUCUGUCCACUCUGUGAUGACUUCAAGAGGAGAAGGAAACCAGUUGCAUGCUUUGUGAACAGUGUACGGAGGCAGAAGCUCCUGCAGCUUUAGGCUGUACAUAAUUUUAGAAAAAAGCUUUUCAAAUCGUCUUCCUCACUCUACGAAUCACUUGUGUUUCCUGUAAUUAGCUUUGUAGACUUGAUGGGUUGGUUUCCCCUGUGGGAGGUGCAGCUCUGCAGGAGGAGGAGCAGAGCAGGUCAAACCCUCAGUCACAUGAAGCUCUGCUGCCUUCAGCUUGUGUCUGUGCAGACUUUCAUGUGUUCAUCUGUUCAUGUAAAGAGUCAAAAUGA